Molecule: messenger RNA, 1056 nt
Organism: Penicillium antarcticum
Lineage: Eukaryota; Fungi; Ascomycota; Eurotiomycetes; Eurotiales; Aspergillaceae
Product: forkhead box transcription factor
Exons: 2
Coding region: 1-1056 (351 amino acids)
Biological process (GO): regulation of transcription by RNA polymerase II
Molecular function (GO): DNA-binding transcription factor activity, RNA polymerase II-specific; RNA polymerase II cis-regulatory region sequence-specific DNA binding
Source: RefSeq, a predicted model, not a curated record
AUGGCUAACCCAUGCAUGGCUUCAUUUACUUCUGAGGGAAGGAGACAGCUUGAAGUCCAUUCAGAUUGGACAGGUUUGCAGCCCUCGCCUGUCUUCAAAGUUGAUGAGAUUUGCGAGUUUCCCACUCACCUGCCAUUUGUCCACGCAGUGCAAAACACCCCCCCAUCGCCACUAUCGACCAUCUCCUCUUACGAGUCCCCAGAAUCUCUGGCUGUCGCCAGUCCAACAAUGACUGUCCAAACAGUUGACCAGUUUUCACCAGGGUCUAGUGAGGACGACAGAGAAGAUCAACCUGGACCAACUCCGUAUUCCCACUUAAUUUUCCGGGCCCUAAAGGAAGCCAAAGACAACAAGCUCCCUCUCCAGGGGAUCUACAACUGGUUCGAGAGGAACACGGACAAGGCCAAGAGCUCGGGUUCCAAAGGAUGGCAAAACAGUAUUCGGCAUAAUCUGUCCAUGAAUGCAGGAUUUGAAGCCGUCAAGGAAGAAUUGGGCCCGGGCAAAAAGGCAGUGAACUUUUGGCGCCUGACACCUGAGGCGAUUCGCCAUGGUCAAGUCCAAUCAACCACUCGAUACCGCAAGCAAGCGAGUGCACGAAAGGUCCUGGGUGCAAAUGCUCGUGCCGUUCAGCGCCAGCGCACAGAGAUCAAGGGUGGUAAUUCCUUGAAGGCAGUGAAAACACGCCAUCCCAAUACCAGUUGUGACGAGCCCAAUGAAAUCUAUCAUCGCCAGCCAAUGAUCCUGUCUUCUUGCCCUGUGGAUGAUCAUUACCCUCGCCCGGACCCUCAAAUGAUGCCACACUACAUCUCACCCGCCCUCGCCCCGCCUAUCGACAAUGCAUUGCAGAGAUACGGUAUGGACUCUGUGAUCGGCUGUACAAACCUGCCACCAGCCCACAAUGGGUCAUUCUAUGAUUCCAUGCGUGCUACGCUGGACAAUGAGUCGUUUGCACCGAGACCAGCGGCACAUGCAGGCUGGUAUGCAUCGCCGUCGGAUCACAAUAUUGCGAUGAUGACAGGAUCCGAUGCUCCAGUCGAUCUCCACCACUGUGUGUAG